Diplodia corticola is the source of this 1155-nucleotide messenger RNA. RefSeq names its product peroxisomal membrane protein pex16. NCBI's taxonomy places the organism in Eukaryota, Fungi, Ascomycota, Dothideomycetes, Botryosphaeriales, Botryosphaeriaceae. The transcript is spliced from 4 exons. Gene Ontology annotation, biological process: peroxisome organization. Gene Ontology annotation, cellular component: peroxisomal membrane. Bases 1 to 1155 code for a protein of 384 amino acids. The record is from RefSeq and is a predicted model, not a curated record.
AUGGAUUCCUGCAAGCAGGCAUCUAACAAGGUGUCUGAAGCGCUAUCGCUGCCCCCAAAAUGGCUGGCCCAGUAUAGCGACUUUAUCACCAAGAACGCCAGCGCCGUCUCGCAGAUUGAGUCUGCACUGCGCUCUCUGACCUACAUCAUUCCCGGUCGCUUCCGCGAGUCGGAAAUCGCAUCUGAGUCAAUCUACAGCGGAGUUCAGCUGCUGUCGCUCUACCAUGACUCCCUUCUCGCAAAAGCCGUUGCGCGCCUGCCUCCGCAGCAGCGCCCGCGCCCCACGCCGCACAGCCGCUACACCCGUUUCUGGACCGAGAAGUCGCCCACGUACAAGCGCAUCGCCUUGACCCUGCAGAUGAUCCAGUACACGGAGCUUCUGUGGGAGAUGGCUGCGAAACGAAAGGGCGAGAAGGCGCGCUGGAGGGCAAUCGUGCUGCUUGAGGCCGUCAAGGCGUUCUGCAGGCUGUUGCUGUUGCGUUUGACGAACUCGCGGCCGCUGCUUAGUCCGCCCCUCCCGCAGCGGGAAUUCGACCCCAGCUCCUUGGAAGAAAACCAGGAAGGGUCGACCUUCGAUGGCACCGAGACGCCCAAGACAGAGAGGAGCGAUGACGCGAGUUGGACCAUGCCGAGGACAGGCCUGUCGCUUCCGUCGUUGCCGGACUCGCACGAUAUCUCAUCCUAUCUCCUGUCCAAGGUUCUCACUGCCGACGAUAUCAAACCACCGAAGGCUCUCUUGCACAGAGUCACGGGAGUGGGCGAGCUUGCCGAAAUGCUGUACAUCAUUCGGCCGGUCAUCUAUGCUGUUGCAAUGCAGCACUGGUGCUCCAAGCAAGGCAACAGCUGGAGGCCGUGGCUGCUGGGGGUAAGCAUCGAGUAUGGUGCUCGGCAACUCGCGAAGAAGGACUUCCAGGAGAGGCUGGCGGGCGGGCUUCGUGGUCUUACUGGCCUGGAGCGAGAGGAGCUGCGGAAGCGAGGCUGGGGCAUGGGCUGGUGGCUCUUGAGAGGUGCUUUUUACGAGAACGUCACGAAGGCGUGGAUACAAUCGGUGACGAAGCGGCUUCGAGGAAAGCCGUUGCUCGACAUCGUCGGGGGUGUCAUUGAGGACUACGAUUAUCUCUGGGACCAGUACUACUUCUCCACUGCGACCCUAUGA